Moneuplotes crassus is the source of this 1517-nucleotide messenger RNA. The record is from the annotation of a GenBank genome assembly. Lineage: Eukaryota; Ciliophora; Spirotrichea; Euplotida; Euplotidae.
UUCAAUAAUUUAAAUAGAAUAAAAAUGAUUAUGGUUCCUGCCCUCAUGAAGUUUAACAAGUCAAAAGAGAGAUCUGAGAAUCCAGAUCAAAAGUAUGAAACUUCAAAAUUUAAAGCAAAACUCAACAAAAUUGGAAGAGCAAGGCACCGGAAGGUUCUAACAAAUAGCAAUAUUGACUUCUACAACCCUAUUCAGACUAAUUCAGGAAGUAAGAAACCUAAUUCCAGAAAGAACAACUUUAAGAGAGGAAUCCCUGAGAGUCUUGACUUGGUAGAAGUCCGAAGUAAUAAUGAAACGAAUAUCUCACAAAAUUUUAAUAAAUAUAAACAAGCAUUUAAGGCUACACCAGGCGUUCUUGACUUUAGGGAAUCUACUCAUCUGAUGAAAUCAUACCAUUAUGACAAGCCGCCUGCGAAUUUCACGAUCAUAAAUAAAAGAAAUAAAACAAAAGAGAAAAAGACCAGCUUAGUUCUGGCAAAGAGCGAAGGAUUAGGGAUUGGUAGAGCAAAGAAGAAGAUAAUAAAACAUUCCUCAGAAUUGGGAUCAGUUCGAAGAAUUCAUUCUCCAAAAAGACCUCAAACAGGAGUCGCUAAGAGUUCCCAAAGGUUUCGACAAAUUCAGAUUUCCAGGAGGGACACAGAAUAUCAGAACUUAAAAUAAAGAAAUAGAUAUCACCAACAAAGAACUCAGCUCCAGUAUUGACAUUAAAUCAAUUUCAAAAAGAACUAGAUUUGAAGAUAGUGAACCAGUCCAGAGCACUAUUCAAAACCAAGACCUCAGCACAGUCUUACACAAUAAAAGGCCAAUGACAGGAAGUCUUCGUAAUAAUUUGGCAAUUCGAGCAAGUCUGAACAAUUCUUCAGGAAAUAUAAGAAUUACUAAGAGAAGUAAGAGAAGAAAUGACUCACUCGGAUUUUUGAAAACUGAUUUGAAUUAUUCUUACAACACUAAGCCUCCAAGACAUGAGAAAGUAUCCAAAUUUGGGAAUACAAGAGACUCUGCUGUUCAAAACUCAGAAAAGAACAAAACUUCUCGAUCUCUACUUCAAGCUCAGAACCAGACUAAUGUACUAGCAAAGCAGAUGAUAGAAACCUACCACAUGUUGUCAAGUAAGAAGAAAAAGGAUGCAGACCAGUAUAUAUACUCUGACUUAAAGAAUGAGUCGCCCACUUCAAAAGCAAGCUACAAGGUUCAGAUUAGAGCAGAUUAUGCACCGAAGAAAGAACCUAAGGGUAUCAUUAAUAAUGAACAGUUUAAUAUGACCAAAGAUGACCAGAAGAUGCUUGAAAAGAUCUUAAAAAGCAAUAAAAGAAAAUAGUUCAGGAAGAGGAAAAAGACCCAAAUUUAAACAGAAUAAUGAAGUUGAAUUUCUAGAGUAUGAAAAUCAGAAAUUUAUGAAGAAGAGAAGAAAUAGAGGAAUCAAAAAUAGCCGAUCUAAGUCCAAUCUACCCAAUGAUAUGGAUAUGAAAUACAGAGAUGCUUUGAAAAGAUUUAAGAGAAAGCAUAGAUUGAAGUAA